Molecule: messenger RNA, 1242 nt
Organism: Pseudovirgaria hyperparasitica
Lineage: Eukaryota; Fungi; Ascomycota; Dothideomycetes; Acrospermales; Acrospermaceae
Exons: 3
Coding region: 1-1242 (413 amino acids)
Biological process (GO): actin filament organization; endocytosis; actin cortical patch localization
Cellular component (GO): actin cortical patch
Molecular function (GO): phosphatidylinositol binding; ubiquitin binding
Source: RefSeq, a predicted model, not a curated record
AUGUUCAGUACUCAGCAUCCGUAUUCCGCAGUUACAGUCCAAAUAGACCGAUUGACAAGUGAGCAAUACGAAGAAGAUGACAUCUCAGGCAUCGUCGACCUUAUCGAAGUGAUUCGCAUACAAGCCUCAGGUCCUACGGAGGCUGCGAGAGCUAUUCGCAAGAAACUGCAUAUUAGCAAAUAUGGAGACGUGCAUCGACAACUGCGGGCUCUCACCAUACUUGAUGGUCUGAUCCAAAAUGCUGGAAGUAGGUUCCAACGAACAUUUGCCGACGAACCUCUUCUAGAACGUCUUCGUGUCAUGGCUCGGGAUGAUAUGAUUGACAAGGCUGUGAAGGACAAGUGUAACCUUCUGUUUCGACAAUGGGCUGUCGCAUACAAAGGAACACAGGGAUUAUCAGGCAUCGCGACAGUAUACAAGCAAUUACCCCAGAAGAAACGUCCAACGGUAGACUCAUCUCGGGUCAUUCGUGAAAACAAUAGGGAAGCCGAGAGAGAAGAAGAGCCAGAGCAGGUGACACAGCACCGCCGUAACACCAGCAGCAAAAGCAAUCCUGCGACCUCCCAGGGAUCUGGCAGUCGACCAAAUGCAGCAACUCUGGGCCCCUCGACUCCUGCAAGCUCAUCCAUCUUCAAGAGAGACAAGAAAUCCAAAGGGAAGCCAUUCAACUUGGAACGGGAAAAACCACAACUACUUGAGACCAUCGCUUCUGCCUCGGUAGCAAGCACCAACCUUCUGAAUGGCCUUCAGCUUGUGAACCGCGAGCAAAGUCGUGUCAGCGAGAAUGCUGAAUGUGUAAAGCGCUUUGAACUUUGCAAGCGUAUACGUCGACAGGUUCUGCGAUACAUUCAACUCAUCGAGACUAACGAGCAAUGGCUAGGCGGUCUCCUCAAUGCCAACGACGAGCUUGUCAAAGCCUUGAUGGCAUUUGAGAUCAUGGACAAGAGCAUUGAUGACGAUAGCGAUAGUGACACUGAGGCCGCGAUCACACAGUCUAAUAUGGUAUCCAGUUCUCCAAAGACCCCACACGAGGCUAUGGCAGGACUCAAUAUCAGGGACGAGGACGCUCCACCUAAGCCUCCUCGACCAACACAUCUUGGUAUGCCUCCAGUUCCGCAGUUCGCUGGUGCUGGUAAGCAAAGGCUUGAAGACAGCGAGCCAGAAGAUGACGAUGAAGACCCGUUUGGCGACCAGAAUGCAGUCAAGACGCCGUACAUUGAAAAUGACCAAAUGACCUGGUAA